CUUUUGUUCAAUUUUCUCUCCUCCAUUAAAAUUUACAUAUGCGAUGGAAAAUAAACUUCAAAUUUGUACACUUUGGUUCCUAUAUAAAACAUUUCAAACACUUCAUUAAGACCAAACACUUGCUAUUCUUUUUCUAUUAUCUCACAUCCUUGUGUCAUGGCAGCACCUUCCAGCAUUCCCCUUAAGUUCACUGUCCGACGUUGUGAACCAGAACUUGUUACUCCUGCUAAGCCUACGCCAUAUGAACAAAAACUGUUAUCGGACAUUGAUGAUCAAGCGAGUUUGCGGUUUCAAAUUCGGGUAAUCAACUUUUAUCAAUAUGAACCUUCCAUGGAAGGAAAAGAUCCAGUUGAGGUUAUUAGGGAGGCACUUGCACAAACCCUAGUGUGUUAUUAUCCAUUUGCAGGUAGAUUAAGAGAAGGGGCCAAUGGUAAGCUUAUAGUGGAUUGCACGGGUGAGGGUGUGAUGUUUAUAAAAGCCGAUGCUGAUGUUACACUUGAACAGUUUGGUGAACCACUUCGCCCACCAUUCCCUUGCUCCGAUGAGCUCCUUUAUAUUGUUCCUGGUUCUGAAGGGAUGCUAAAUUGCCCAUUGCUGUUGAUUCAGGUAACACGGUUGAAAUGCGGUGGUUUCAUCUUCGCUCUCCGUCUCAACCAUGUCAUGAGUGAUGGUACUGGGCUAGCCCAAUUCCUGUUUGCCCUGGGUGAAAUGGCACGAGGUGUAGCCACUCACUUGAUCUCACCCGUUGGGGAAAGACAUCUCUUAGAUGCUCGACACCUGACACGAAUCACAUAUACCCACCGCGAGUAUGAUGAAGUGGAAGCCCCUGUCACCACCCCCAUUACCAUCUUGCCAUUUGACAAUCCGGUUCAACGUUUCUUUUCCUUUGGCUUUGCAGAAGUUUCACUUCUUCGUAGCCUCCUACCUCCCCACCUUCGCCGUUGUACCACGUUUGAACUCAUAACGGCUUGUUUAUGGCGUUGUCGAACCCUUGCUAUAAAUCUUGACCCUGAUGAAGAUGUACGCAUGAUAUGCAUUGUUAAUGCACGUUCUAAAUUCAAUCCCUCAUUCCCAUCGGGAUAUUACGGGAAUGUGUUAGUCUUCUCAGCAGCAAUAACAACAGUUAAAAGUCUCCGUGAGAAACCAUUAGGGUAUGCAGUGGAGUUAAUAAAACAAGCGAAAGCAAGUGUGACAGAGGAAUAUGUGAAAUCCGUGGCAGCUUUAAUGGUGGCUCGGGGUAAACGAAUCCAUUUCCCAAAUGUUAUCGGUACAUACAUUAUAUCAGAUUUAACAAAGGCCAGAUUCGAAGAUAUAGAUUUCGGAUGGGGUAAAGCUGUGUUUGGAGGGCCAAUGAUAGCGGUUGGGGUGAUGGGCUCUUUAAUGGCAACCAAGAAUAAGAAAGGAGAAGUUGGAAGUGCGGCAUCAAUUUGUUUGCCAGCUCCAGCGAUGGAAAGGUUUGCUAAGGAAUUGGAGAACAUGUUGAAGCAGCAGCCAAGUGAGGGUAAAAAGAGUAAAUCAAAUUCAAUUUCUUCUGCUUUGUGAAAGAUAUGAUAGUGCGUAUGUAUUAGUGUAAGGGUGAGUGGUAAGACAAGUAGGGAUUGGAAAAUAAAGGGAAAUCAAAUUUAAGUCAAUUGCAGCAUUUAGUUGAAUUCAAUUCGAUUUUUGUGAAAUUUGCUCCCAAGUAAUAAUGAAAUAAAUUUGAUUUGAUUUAGAAGUUAAAAA
Gossypium raimondii (Peruvian cotton) is the source of this 1722-nucleotide messenger RNA. Its product is annotated as benzyl alcohol O-benzoyltransferase. NCBI's taxonomy places the organism in Eukaryota, Viridiplantae, Streptophyta, Magnoliopsida, Malvales, Malvaceae. The record is from RefSeq and is a predicted model, not a curated record. Bases 157 to 1542 code for a protein of 461 amino acids. The transcript is spliced from 2 exons.